Messenger RNA from Limulus polyphemus (Atlantic horseshoe crab), 4668 nucleotides. RefSeq lists its product as uncharacterized. The transcript has 11 exons. The coding region runs from base 1 to 4662 and encodes 1553 amino acids. NCBI's taxonomy places the organism in Eukaryota, Metazoa, Arthropoda, Merostomata, Xiphosura, Limulidae. The record is from RefSeq and is a predicted model, not a curated record.
AUGUUACGAGUAUUUUUAGUAGAAAUACACAUCUAUCAAGUUCCCUGUGACCGCUGGAUAGAACGACAGAAACUCGCCAAGGGAAAAGUUGUUCACUAUGCUACAUCUUCCGGAUUUAUCAGAGUGUCUCCAGCUUUGACAUUGUCAGACUUGAGGAGGGUGUUUCCAUGUCAACUGGAUGGAGAAAUUCUCCCCAGGAAUUUCGUUUUUCUCCGUCGUGUCGGCAGGAAUUUUACUCAGGUUAAAAAACACCAAGAAAACGAGCUGAAAGUGAAAAACUACAUACCACCGUUUGCAUCCGAUCCUGAGAUUUAUAUAAAAGAAAGCCAGAAUACAAGACGUUCAUCAUGGCUACAGGAAGAGGACAGUGGUGUGGAUGAACUAAUAGACAUUCAAGGUCAAAGGUCGCAAGAUGGAAGUAUCUCGCCAUCUGACGCCAGCCCUUACAACCUUAGUAGUGGACUACCGUCGCCUUUAACAGAGAAUCUUAUAUCACCAGGAGGCGAAAGUGGAGUAAUGAACAACGAAACUAUUUCCAGGAGAAGGGCUGAAUCAGCGGAGAUCAGCAAGAAAGAGCGUGGGGCUGUAUUUCAAGGUUUCAGUAGAAGAUCAAAAAUAACCAACAGUUUAUACGAAUCUGGAAGUGGAAGUCAACACGUCAGUAGAUCAAUAAAGAGUUCAACAGAUUCAACUCCAAUCCCCAUGGAAGCAAAAACCGAAGGAAAACAACGACAAAUAGAUUAUUUUGAUGAGAAAGUUGAAGGUGGAAAGCUAUUCCAAAACACACAAGGAAUUAUAGGUCGAGCUACAACAACAUUUAUAAAGGAUGAACAUUGUGAUGAAGAGACUAGAUCGAAUGUAGAUACUACAAUUAUUUUGGAGAAUGAUACAGAGAGACACUGUAACGAAGAGGCUGGAUCCAACGAGGCCAAUGCAAAGUUUACAGGGAGUAGUAGAGAGAAACACUGUGAUGAAAAUGGUGUAUACAAUGGAGCUACCAAACUAAUUAUAGGGGCUGAUGCAAGGAAAUAUUGUCGUGGUGAAGUUGGAUCCCAAAAAGGUGAAGAAUGUUUGAUUUCAGAAGUUUUUUCAAAAUUACCUAAACGGAAAGUUGCAGAGUUGACAAGAAAAAAAUCUGGUAGAAAAUCUGUAAAGAAAAUCAAGUCUUGUUCCAGCUCGCGACUUCCUGUCUUUAUAGGUCAUUUGAAGCACCCUUUGUCUCGUGCAGGCCAAGAGAAGGGCAGGUAUAACAUCAAGCCAGCUAAAGUUUUCCCUAAACGCACUAUGUUGUAUUCAAGCAAAUGUCAAGGAAGGCCUACAUCGGACUAUAAUACAUACACUUCUGGCCAACAUAGGCCUAUCUCUGUCCACAGUAAUGGAACAUGUAGCUUUGUUGAGAACGUUAACAAGUUGACUAAAGCAUCAAAACUACCUAGGUUAGUCCAGAACAUGAAAGUAUUUUCCAGAUCAGAUAAUGCCACUGAAAAAAUAAAACAUGCUAAAAUUAAUCAAUCCAAGGUUCCACAGCUUACAAAACGAGAGAUAUUGACAACGACCAAUAGGCGAAUUAACCGUUUGGCUACAAAAGGUAGAAAGAGUGGAAUACAUAAUGGGAAAAGGAAACUAAUUAAUUGUUCGAAGUAUGAAACGAUUGUUGAUUCUAGGAAAAAUAAUGAAAGAUUCAUAGAUCAACCUGACGAUGUAAGCAGAGAAAAUAUCACCCGGAAAAAGGCAACUUUUACUGUGUCUCGUGAAUACAAAACACAAACAGAAACAUGGAAACGAUUUCAACAGAUCUGGAGACAACUUGUUGAAACUGGCAGCUUCCAAAAAAGGCCUUUUCUGUUGAAAAGAGAUUUUACCGACACUAACCAGCUAGUGUGGGACAAGACCAAAAAUUCCCUCAUCUUAAAAAACGUACCUGUAACUUCAAAAGUUUCAACCUUUAAGAUUUUUCCUGGGGUAAACCUAAAAAUGGACUAUGCCGUAAAUAAUAACGUUCAUUCAAAUUUAACUGAGCUUACUUACACUGAAGGAAACAGAAGACCUUCCAAACAUACUCCUCUUUCUGUAAAGGACACCCUGAUGACGAACGGUCACGACACACCUUUCUCGGUAACCAGUGAAAAUGUGAAAAUGAAUUUUGAGCACUCAAAUAGUGUGAUAACGAGAAACGCAGCUGUUUUGUCUUCCAUAAAUGUAAACGAAAAAGAAAAUGAAAGAAGUGAACAGAAUGGUUCUAUGUUUAAACUAGAAGGAAACGUAAAAAGGAAUUACGUCACACAACAUGAGGUGGACAGCGUCAGAGGUGUACGAAGCAAGCAGAAGUCAGGUUCUGGUAUUCAUAUUUCCAACCUAACAAAUCAAAUUACCACUUCAACAACUGGCUGUGCUGAAAAAAAUAGUUUAUGCAGGAAAGUUGUUGGUGAUAUAUCCAUGAACACGACAGGACAGACAACGAAAGAGCUAGAGUGUCCCAGUCAUAUCUUUUCUAUUAUAACAAGCGAAAACUCUGGUGGAGGGAAUGAACACCGUGAAAAGGUUAACUAUGCUACACGAAGUAAACGCAGCAAACAAAAAUUAUUUCAUAAAAGUGGGAACGGUCUAGAAAACAAGAAUUGUGCAGAAGUAAGGAAUAACACUAUUGAACAACUGGACAAUCAAACAAUAACUGGUGAUAUAACUAACGCGGAAGGGGAACAAAGGGAUGAAACAAAACUUAACACUAACUUCAAUAUUAGAAGGAACAUCAAAGGGAAUGAGUUCGUACAAAAUUACACUCACAAGAACAAAGAAUGGAGAGUAGAACAAAAGUGUGCCUCUAAAGACAAAUCUGGUGGUGUUACAAACAACAGGAACUCCAGAAACUUUUCUGUUAAAAUGUCAAUAAAAACAGAUGUAGUAACGGAAAACAAAGAACGUUUUAUGGACACCAGAUUUAAUACAAAUGAUGGGAACUACGAUAAAAGGAAAAAAUCACGAGGAAAUAUUCAUCUGGGUGUUAUGAGUGAAUAUAGCGAAUUGGAGAACUGUUAUCUUAACAUAAACAGUCCAAACGAAACACGAGCAGACGAAAGUGUAGCACGUAGCUGUAACCUAUCGACGACCAGUGGCUUUAUAAGGGGUAUUGAACACCUAACGAAUGGGACUGAGUUAAACACAGCAACUACUUUUACCAACAAUAAUAUACCCAUCAUUGAUGAAGAAGAGAGUAAAAAGGAAGAUCAAAACGCGUCUGAGAGUAACGUUACAGCGAAAAACAAAGGAAAUGAGUCACCACAACAUCUCACGGCUAAGAGUAAUGUUACAGCGAAAAAUAAAGGAAAUGAGUCACCACAACAUCUCACGGCUAAGAGUAAUGUUACAGCGAAAAACAAAGGAAAUGAAUCACCACAACAUCUCACGCCUAAGAGUAAUGUUACAGCGAAAAACAAAGGAAAUGAGUCACCACAACAUCUCACGGCUAAGAGUAAUGUUACAGCGAAAAACAAAGGAAAUGAGUCACCACAACAUCUCACGGCUAAGAGUAACGUUACAGCGAAAAACAAAGGAAAUGAGUCACCACAACAUCUCACGGCUAAGAGUAACGUUACAGCGAAAAACAAAGGAAAUGAGUCACCACAACAUCUCACGGCUAGAUCUAGAGAAAGUAGACCUAACUCAGUGUUAAGUGAUACACCAGGGUUUGGCACACAUUGUGACUCACUCGGAGACUCUGGCGUUGAGUUGUCUGCCAGAACACCAAACUCGGAUGGUAAAACAAUCAGUAACUGUGAUGAAACGAGUAAGCGAGUACUAGUUAAAGAGAUGAACUCUAGUGUAGUAACAAUUAUAUAUGACAGUUGUAAACCAGGAACUUUGAGAAACUAUCAUAUAACGUUCAGAGAUGUGUACAAAAGUCCAUACGAUGUUGAAAAUGAAACGCAGAAAAAAAACAUUAAAACUAAUAUACAAAAUAAUUAUGAGACUGACGGUCAUAUAACAGCAGAUAGGUCGUCAAAACAAGUUAAAGAUAUAAGAAAUUCUAAAAGACCUGUCAACUUUCAGCUCAGGCGAUCUCGAUCCGACAGUGACAGCUUAGCGAUUGGGCGACUAAGACAGGUUAAAAGUGAGGCCACCAAGUCAUGCCACAAGGACCUCAAUAGAAAAUAUGCCAUGUCAAGUUUUGAUCUAGCCGAAGACGAAGAUCUAUCAUCUCGGGUGGCGAAGCUUCGGUUAAUUCUAGACCACAUUAUCUUAGAGUGUCGAAUGUCGGAGUUAAAGAGGGAAAACAUGCUAAGACGAGUCAAACAACUCCAGCUAAAAGCUUCUGAGAAAAGCGACCAAGUAAAAAGUAUCUGGAAGAAACGUUACGUGGAAGAGAGGAAUAAGUCCACUCCUUUGGAGCACGAAUGCGCCAGAUACAGAAAUUUGUUGCAAAAACUUCAUCGGGAGCUACUAGCAAAAAUGGAGUUUGGAUUUGGUAACAAUAAUUUUGCAGGGAAAGCCGGACUGCCUUCUAGCAGGCUAAGCGCAAAAAUUUCAACUGCUCGGCUUCUUCAAGAAAUUGAAGAUUUAAAGCAACGAGUAGAAUCUACCAAGUUCCGACUUACAGCUGAGACUAAAGUAAGUAUGAAAAAUAAGAACGAGUUUGUGUCAGUAAACAUUGUAAUUAUUUUUUAAACAAAA